AGCGAAAAGAAGCUACGCCUCAGCGCCGUUGGCUACACUGAUUUGGUAGAUUUUUUUCACGCAUUGAAGUUGCAAGUAUGCAAGUGGAUGUAAAAUUUUAGAAAUCCCACUUAGACAUUUGAUGUUGAGAUUAUAUGAAUGUUACAAGAACAAGGUUGCUGCAGUUUUUGAUAGAGCCAACACUCUCCUAAAAUUUUUCCCUCAUCAUAUAUCACCAGGAAGUGAACAUAUUUCAGUAUCUCUGGAAGUUUUCGUCCAGGAGGGCGCUAGUUAUUUAUAUGACUUUAGUAAGACACAAAGAGACAUUCUUAACAAGAAGCUUAAUUGGGAAUUUAGGGCCGGAACCAGCGAGGUGCAUGAAUUUGCAGCGACGCCAGCCCACCUGUUAUAGGACUACAAAAUUUUCUUCUAAUAGACAUCGGAAACUCCAACCAUUCAGAGAAACGUGACUGGCUACUGAAACAUCAUUCCAAUUAAAGAACAUACAACCAUUAAGAUCAACACUGGAUGCCAUUCAACUCAAAACAACUCUAAUUAUUUUAUUCGUAAAGUUCAUCGGCAGCAAUCAUCAUGAGUGUUAACGUAAAUAGAAACGUUAGUGAUGUCUUCUACCGCUACAAGAUGCCACGGAUCAUGGCCAAGGUGGAAGGUAAGGGAAACGGUAUCAAGACUGUCAUCGUCAACAUGGUAGAGGUCGCUAAGUCCCUUGGCAGGCCACCUACCUACCCUACCAAAUACUUUGGCUGCGAGCUAGGGGCUCAGACCCAAUUCGAUUUCAAAAAUGAGCGGUUCAUCGUUAAUGGUUCACACGACGCUUCCAAGCUGCAGGAUCUUCUCGACGGGUUCAUUCGCAAGUUUGUGCUUUGUCCGGAAUGUGAUAAUCCAGAAACUGAUUUGAUAGUAUCUCUGAAGAGAAACACCAUUUCUCAAGGUUGUAAAGCUUGUGGAUACCACGGUGUGCUGGAAUCCAACCACAAGUUGAUGACUUUCAUUCUGAAAAAUCCGCCUAAUUUCAAUCCUGCGAGUCAGGGAUCUUCUUUGACUGAGGGAAAAAGAUCUAAGCGGAGCAAGCGUAAUGGAGAAUCGAAUGGAGACCAAGAGGAACAAGAUUCUGCUCUUGAUUCGUCAGUUUCUGAAAAGCCUGAUGUUGGAAGUGAUGAUGAUCAAACAGAAUGGGCAGUGGAUGUGUCUGAAGAAGCGGUAAGAGCGAGAAUGCUGGAUUUGACUGAUGGAGCUAAAAAUAUGACUAUCAGCGAUGACCUUGAGAAAUCCGAGAAAGAACGUAUGGACAUUCUCUACAACAUGGUCAAGUCGAAGAGAGACAGCGGAAUUUUGGAUAACACCAACACCCAGAAGGAAAUUUUGAACGAAGCAGAGCGUCUCGAGAUUAAGCAAAAGGCCCCGCUCAUUUUGGCCGAGUUAUUGUUUGAUCACAACAUCCUUGUGCAAGCAAAGAAAUAUCGUUUGCUGUUCCUUCGUUUCACUUUGAAUGAGAAAAAAGCUCAACGAUAUCUGAUGGGCGGUCUGGAGCAAGUUAUUGCUUUACAUCGCGAUAAACUUAUGAGCAAGGUCCCUGUUGUUCUCAAGGUGUUCUACGAUAUGGAUAUACUUGGAGAGGAAUGCAUCAUCGAGUGGUCUGAUAAAGUAUCCAAAAAAUAUGUUGCGAAAGAGGUCAGUCAAGAAAUUCAUGACAAGGCGUCUCCUUUCGUGAAAUGGUUGAAAGAAGCGGAAUCCGAAGAAUCGGAUGACGCAGAAAAUAGCGAUGAAGACGACGACGACGUUGAGAUAGUGUACAACGAUCGCGCCCAAGUACAUUUGAAAGCAACUCCUCAGCCAAAGCCGAAGGAGACAGAAAUAGAAGAUGAUGGACCGGAUGAUGUUGACAUCGAUGCCAUUUAGUUUAUUUGAUGAUGUUAGUUAUAUUACGAGAGUGUUCUAUCUAUCCAGUCUUUGAUUCACUUGGUAAAGUUCUAACACUCAUUCUUCAAUUACUUGUUAUUAUUGUUUUCAAUUUUCCAAUGUAAUUUUAUUUACUCUCCACAAAUUAUGCAAUAUGCGGUGAAAUAUAAACAUUUUCCUACUUUAUAAUGUUUUUAUAUUGUUAGUAUUGAAAAUUUUAUAGAAGAUACUAUGUAUACUUUUAUGGCUGUCAAGAGCGUAUUCACGGAUAUCCAAGUUUAUCCUUUCAAUGUCAGUAAAAAUAUGAACAUAAA
Messenger RNA from Leptinotarsa decemlineata (Colorado potato beetle), 2213 nucleotides. RefSeq names its product eukaryotic translation initiation factor 5 (gene eIF5). Lineage: Eukaryota; Metazoa; Arthropoda; Insecta; Coleoptera; Chrysomelidae. The record is from RefSeq and is a predicted model, not a curated record. Gene Ontology annotation, cellular component: cytosol. Gene Ontology annotation, biological process: translational initiation; formation of cytoplasmic translation initiation complex. Gene Ontology annotation, molecular function: translation initiation factor activity; GDP-dissociation inhibitor activity; eukaryotic initiation factor eIF2 binding.